Messenger RNA from Kalmanozyma brasiliensis GHG001, 732 nucleotides. RefSeq names its product Ribosomal protein S24/S35, mitochondrial, conserved domain protein. Gene Ontology annotation, biological process: mitochondrial translation. Bases 1 to 732 code for a protein of 243 amino acids. Gene Ontology annotation, molecular function: structural constituent of ribosome. The transcript has a single exon. The record is from RefSeq and is a predicted model, not a curated record. Gene Ontology annotation, cellular component: mitochondrial small ribosomal subunit. NCBI's taxonomy places the organism in Eukaryota, Fungi, Basidiomycota, Ustilaginomycetes, Ustilaginales.
AUGUCUUUCGCGACCAACUUCGGAUCGUCCUUGCGGUCAGCAACCGGCACCAGCGCCGUUGCCUCUUCCUCAUCCUCGGCCGUUCGAGCCUUCUCGGUCUCCGCCUCAGCCUCCGCAAAGCCGCGCAAGCAGCGCAACAUGGCCGACCCAAUGGCGCUGCGCAAGAUGGGCAAGUUCAACUACGACGACGUCCCCACGCUCGGUCACGCCAUCCUUCAACGCAAGCGCGAGGUGCUGCAACUAAUGCGCACGGUCGAAUUCGAGAUUCCCAAGCUGUCCGCCUUCCGUCAAUCCUACACCCCACCCAAGCCAUCGCAGUAUCUGCAGUUUCGCUUCCAACACUAUCAGGGGGAGAACCACCCAGCGUCGCGCAAGGUGGUGCUCAACGUCGACGUCGAUGAACUGGUCAAAGCCGGUGCGGUGAAGGACGCCAAGUCGAAGCACAAGCUGCUGCUGCUCGCGGGGACCAGGUUCCAACCAAAGAGCCUGCAGGGCGAAGGGGAUAAGGGGGAGAUCAAGAUCUCUUGCGAGCUGUUCCCCAACGAGAGGCAGAACAUGAAGUGGUGCUCGGAUACCCUGGAUGCGCUGGUGAAGGAGGCCAAUGUCAGGACAAAGGAGGUGGACGAGCUGCCGUUGGAUUUGAGGUCGGCGCUGAUCAGGCAGGACAAGAAGAGGCAUUAUUUGAGGACGGACAGGCCUAGCCUGAAGGACUUCCCCAAGGAGUGGUUGUAG